UUUACUUCGUAAGCAUCUUCACGAGAUGCUUUUUACUUCUUCCAUAAAGUUUUCUCCUUUCUUUCGCUGACAAUUUUGAAUGUUUGUCGGGACAGUUGUCUCCUUUAUUGCUCCGUAGUUUAUUGACUUCGUUAAUUAUCUUUUCAGCCAAGCAACCUUACUUCGUCCAUCUUUAUUUCGUGGUGGGUGUCUUGUUGGGUACUCCAACUAAUUCUUCUUAUACAAGGUACUUCAUUUUUAGGGUGCUUCUUCUUCGUGCUCUGCCUUAUUAGCUAGCGAUGAGGUAAUUCUGACAUUUGAUUUGAUAAGUCACUGACCGAGAUUUUUAAGUGAGAUUCUUCAGUCCUAUCUCGUGCCUUCCUAUCCGGCCACGUGGCGAACAUAUUUUGUGUACCUACACUAAGUCAUAAUGAAAUCACUUAUAAAUUCAAACUACUCUUCCAAUACUAAUCCAAACUAGUUCUUCUUCUUCUUCCCUUCUUCUUCUCAGCUUCUGUAAGAGUGAAGAAACCAGAAACAAGAAAAACUCUGAUCACAUUUUGGUUUAGAACAGGAAGAAUAUUAUAGUAAUCAAUGAGAAAUUUUGGUGGUUUCCACUGUUGGGGUCGUGUAUGGCUUCAGGUUUUACUUGCAAUGGCUUUGGUCUCUAUCUCUGUAUCUAAUAAUGUAGGGUCUGUUUGUGGUCAUCCAAACCUGUCCAAUUCACCACACCCGCCAUAUGAUUACUCAUCUCCACCACCAUCAGUCAAUUCUUCCCCACCAAGUUACUACCACACUUCACCAAACAUACAGUUAUCAGGUUUUGUAUUGGCAAGGCACACGAACGAAGAUCCAACUUUCUGUAUUGCAAGAACUUCGGCCGAUGAGAGUAAGUUGCAGGAAGCUCUGGAUUGGGUUUGUAGUCAUGGGGUGGAUUGUUCCCCUCUGUUGGAGGGGAAACCAUGCCACGAUCCCGAUACCGUUGCUGCACAUGCCAGUUACGCAUUCAAUUCAUAUUAUUACCUGAGUGGAAAGCUCACCGGAACAUGUGAUUUCAGAGGUCUCGGGAAUAUCACCCGUACCAACCCGAGUCACGGAGCAUGUAUAUUUAGUGACCGCUUUGGGUUUGAAUCACCCAAUUCCUCGGGGUUUAAAUACUCCAAACUAGGUGCGGCUGGAGCUUUACUGCUUAUUCUUGUGACUUGGGUUCUGAGCAACUGAGAGUGUUAUAACUGUGAGGUGCAGACCAGUGUUAGAAUAAAAAUGUCUGUUUCACUUAUUACCGCAAAAAUGUUAUGAACAGUGUUUCUGUUGACAAAGUGGACAAACUUUAUAAGAUAUUUACUAUGAUA
Messenger RNA from Papaver somniferum (opium poppy), 1331 nucleotides. RefSeq names its product glucan endo-1,3-beta-glucosidase 1-like. The transcript has a single exon. The coding region runs from base 574 to 1200 and encodes 208 amino acids. The record is from RefSeq and is a predicted model, not a curated record. Lineage: Eukaryota; Viridiplantae; Streptophyta; Magnoliopsida; Ranunculales; Papaveraceae.